Molecule: messenger RNA, 1427 nt
Organism: Trypanosoma conorhini
Lineage: Eukaryota; Euglenozoa; Kinetoplastea; Trypanosomatida; Trypanosomatidae
Product: retrotransposon hot spot (RHS) protein
Exons: 1
Source: RefSeq, a predicted model, not a curated record
CUCCAAAGCGAACGAGGGCGCGUGCUGAGGAGAGCCCCGCCACUAAUGUGCCGCGGGGGCGGCGGCAUGCGAGGUCGGGACCCGACGGCGGCGCUUCCGGUCAACCCCCCGCACAGCGCCGAAGGGUGGAAGAGGCACCUGCGGGACCACAGUGGAACCUUACCACUGCCGUGGAGGAAGUGUUACUGGCGGGUUUCGAUGUUACAGAACAAAUGACGCUAAACGACUUCAUUAGGAGGUAUGUUGAUCCCGAUUUCGUGCUUGAAGGCCGCAAUGUAAUGAUGGGGGUGUUUGCGCGUAGACCUGAGCAUUACAUCAGGGACGAGUGGCUCCUAGGAGAAAUUCUUAAUUCACAAGCGUAUCAGCUCCUGGAGGACGCACGCAAUCUACGUGCCGACGCACGCAAUCUUGCGGUCCAAGGCGUGUCUUCUCUCGAUCAAUGGAAGGAAUUUGAACAUAAGGACACGGUUACUCUUCUUGCUAAGGGAAAGCUUGACAGGGCACUCGCCGUGGCGAAGAGGGCGGAAAGGUCAGCCUGGAUACAGAGAAUUGUCAGCCAACCGUUACCGGAGGGAUUCUACAACUCUGUGCUCAACGCGAAGUGGAGUCACGUCUUGGGGUUUCCCGAGGGCGAAGGGGAUGCGAUGGUGGUGCGAAUGGAGGUGCGUCAGGGCCAAACACCAACACAAUUGUGGGACUACAGGCGGAAGGGCAUAAGUUAUGAACCGGUGGAAGAUGCGCUGCAAUUUAUUGCACCGCGGCCAAGGCUGCUGGUACUCACCUCUGAGAAGGGCUGGCCCUACUCGCUGAAGCAGAGAGGAGCUUUUGCCGACUGCUACAUCAAUUAUGAGGUGGAGCGUGUGUGGAGGAUCGUCAAGGGCGAUCUAGAGGGAGAGUUUGGCACCGCAGACCUAAAGGGCUUUGAUGUGAGGCGGCGUCUCUUGAUUGGGACGCCGGGCAUCGGGAAGUCAAUGGCUGCCGGCUCUUACCUCCUCUACAGACUGCUCCACUACGACAUCGCAAAACUCCAAGUGGUGGUGUACUGCUUUGGGGGAGACUUGGCAUUCGUGUUUGACAAAGAAGAGCAGACGGUGACAGCACACGGGGGUGAGCUCAAUGUUAUCAAUGUUAUGAAUGACUUGGUUUGGCAGCGUAAACUGAAAGGGUAUGUUAUCUACGACGUGGACAAAAAGGGUGAAGAAACUUCGAAGUAUUUUCCGCCCCAUGAAACAUGGGGCAUCAUUGUGUUGUCAUCCCCAAACGAAACCAACUACAAAGGGUGGGAGAAACAGAUGUUUGCCAAGCGAAUCAUCAUGAAUUGCCCGGACGAGCUUGAUGUGAAGGCGAUGUGUGUCUGGGAGAGGCGUGUUGAGCCCGCAGAGGCGCAAGCGGAGCGCUGGGAGACGGUCAAAAAAGUACAUGGAUGA